Argiope bruennichi is the source of this 573-nucleotide messenger RNA. RefSeq lists its product as uncharacterized. The transcript has 2 exons. The record is from RefSeq and is a predicted model, not a curated record. The coding region runs from base 7 to 573 and encodes 188 amino acids. Lineage: Eukaryota; Metazoa; Arthropoda; Arachnida; Araneae; Araneidae.
UUCAACAUGUUCGCAAAGGUCGUCAUCUUCUGUGUUGCUCUCGCAACUGCCCACGCCUCCCUCGUCGGACCUUUGGGACUCGGAGCUCUGGUCCUCGCUGCCGGACCUCUAGUUUAUGGAAAAGGUUUGAUUGCCGCCCCAGCUGUCGCCACUGUAUCAACUCAAAGAACCGCCAUUAACCAUGUUGCUCCAGCUGCACGAAUUGCUGCCGCUGCUCCUCUUGCCGUUGCAGGGCCUAUUGUCGGUGGUCCAGUUCUAGCUGCUGGACCUUUGGGAGUCGGAAAAGGAUUGAUCGCCGCCGUCCCUGCCGUUGCCACUGUUUCCACCCAGAGAACUGCCAUCAACCACGUAGCCCCUGCCGCACCCAUUGCAGCUGUUGCUCCUCUUGGAUAUGCUGCUGCUGCUGCACCAAUUGCUCUUUCUAAUGGAGUCAUCACUGGUAAUGGAAUCCUCGCCAACGGUCUCGUCGCUGGACAUUUUCUUGCUGCUCCCCUCGCCAUUGGAAACGGUCGACUUGGUGCUCACUAUGGACUCGGUGUUGGACGAGUUGCUGUCGGAAAAGCCAUUCUGUAA